AUGAUUAUACGGCACCUUGGAAUGAGUUGGCGUGCAGGCACAGACUUCCUGAGCCGUAUCGAAGCACAGACAGCGGAAACUGCCCACAAGUGGACAGAAUGUUUUGUUUCGGGGAAUUUAGAGGAUUUUCAGUCUGAUAACCGUGGUGGAAAACAUAUCUCAGCAUUCUGGGACUAUUUUCCAGAUAUCGAAGAGGCAGCUAAAGCCUAUGCUUUUGAACGUUGUACAGAAAAAUCUGCUGGCUUUACUAGUAUGGACUUAGCUGUGGAAAUCGAUAAAAUGUUUUAUGAAACUACCGGCAUAGUGAAACAUCACAAAGAACAAUGUUAUACCGUCAGUGACGGAGAUCAACCAGUAUGGACUCAGCCCGUAAAACAGCCACCGCUAGCAUUACUAUUUCAUGAUGAGAGCAACUUCCGAAGUGGAGAGGUGUCCGCAAAGCGUUGGCUUUGCGAAGGACAUGAACCGUUUCACUUCAAAGGUCGCGGAAGAAUCAAUAUGAUUUCCGACUUUGUUACUGCACAUCCUUCUGGCUCUGCCUUUAAACUCGAUAAGAUUGAAUGGACAGCAGCUUGUCGAGAAUUUCCAAAGCUAACUGAAACUCAAGAGUUGAAAGGUCAGAGUAAGGGUCUCGUCGAAAUAGCUAAAGAGUUGAAUGUCAAACUGCCAAAUAAAAUAAAAUUAGAUGAGUUAAGAAGUCUUCUGUCGGAUCAUCCUGCUUUUAGAACGGUAAGAAAUUCAAGCUAG
Messenger RNA from Didymodactylos carnosus, 747 nucleotides. The record is from the annotation of a GenBank genome assembly. Lineage: Eukaryota; Metazoa; Rotifera; Eurotatoria; Philodinida; Philodinidae.